CAGUCCUGUGUGCCUCUGGGCUGAGUCUCCCUCUGAGGGAGUCAGACACACUGACAGAGAAAGUGAGCGAGGGAGGAGAGAGGGAGAAAGUAAGGGAACAGGAAGAGACGAGGCAGAAAGACAGGAAAACCCAUCAGGAGAAAAGAAGGACAGGCAAGAACUUAGAAGACGAGAAGGGAGAAGAACAGAGUAAAAGACAGACUGAUCUAAGUGUCAGUCUCUCUUCCUUCACUCUGACUCAGUCAUGGCUGUGAACAACACAAAUCUCUUCCUGGAAAUACUUGAGUCCUUCGAUGCUGUCCCUCUAAUCAUAGCUUUCUGUGUGUCCAUGGCGGUGGGGCUGCUCCUGGGCGCCCUGGUUUACGUGCUACUGACUUGGAUGUCCCGACGCAAGGCAGGCUCGGCCAGCAUCACCCGUCACUCGCCUCGCCACUCGCACACCUCUUCUCGCAACCGUCCGGGCUUUCACCGCAACAGCAGCUACGACCGCCGAAGCAAUAACAGUUUAGUCAGCGCUGCAUUCAGCUUCCACCACCAGACAUCCUCCCCAGAAAACUUUGACCCACUGGGGCACAAAUCCAGCUUCAGGGCCUCCACUUUCCACCCGCUCCUCCAGUGCAGCCAAAUCGCAAGGGAGGCAGAGGAGGGCAGCCAAAUCACACUGCCUCGCACACCGACUCUGACCAUGUCCACUGGAUCAGCACAAAGCUCAGCGCAGCCAGCCUCCACUCCAUCAAGACCCGAGUCAUUUUGGGGCAACAAUGGUCUGAGGGGUUUCCCAGCUACACAAACACCACCUCCAGCUUAUGAGAGCAUCAUUAGGGCUUAUCAGGAAACAUGCACCUGAGAGGAGUGAGAGCGCCAGGCAGAUACUAACUGAUGAGUUGCAAAUGGAUUUACAGAUAAAACUGGACUAAAUCAAUCUUGAUUUAUACCAUGAGGUGGAGCUGGGUGGAGCAAACAAAGAGGUCAAAGCCAACUAUGCGUCCUGCUCAGCAUAAUAACACUCUGAAACAACAGAAUGUUUGUACGUUUUGGUGUAUAUGUACAGAUACGGAAAUGUUCAAACAUGUACCGUUGGCUGGGCGUCUAUGCAAGGUUGCUUUGUCUCUGCAGGUGAUAUAAUAACUAUGCAAAGACCAGAGAUAAUUAUUGUAUAUUUGGAGUCUAAAAAAAGAAAAGUGCGUGUUAACCUGUCGUUAAUAAAGGGCAGAUGUGUGAAUUUAAUAUCUGUGCAAAUUAAUGUAACAGACUGACCUGAUGCUUCACACGUGUUUGUACAGAGUUACAGUAUACGAUAUAAUAACUACGUUUGUAUGUGUGUGUUGACAUGAACGGUGUGUGUCAGUGUGAGAAAGGCACAAAAAGGAGGGCAUUAGUUGUAAGGCGUGUUUCUAUGUAUGUAUGGUCUGAAUGUAAGUCUGCUCCUAAGUUAAUGCAAUAAAAGCAAGAAUCAAACGGUUUCA
Stegastes partitus (bicolor damselfish) is the source of this 1466-nucleotide messenger RNA. It is a transcript of the gene myct1a, whose product is annotated as myc target 1a. The coding region runs from base 245 to 847 and encodes 200 amino acids. The transcript is spliced from 2 exons. The record is from RefSeq and is a predicted model, not a curated record. Gene Ontology annotation, cellular component: nucleoplasm. NCBI's taxonomy places the organism in Eukaryota, Metazoa, Chordata, Actinopteri, Pomacentridae.